Messenger RNA from Castor canadensis (American beaver), 1859 nucleotides. The record is from RefSeq and is a predicted model, not a curated record. Lineage: Eukaryota; Metazoa; Chordata; Mammalia; Rodentia; Castoridae.
CCAACACCAACGUUAACAUGCUCGGCGUCCCCCAGGUGGGCGGACCGACGCUACCUCACCAGUCCCCGCCCCCGGACACCGUGGCCCCCCGCGGACCCAACGCCCGAGUCCCGGACCAAGCGGCCCAUUCCCAGGAAGACAGCAGCAGCAGGAGAAACCCCGCGCUCUCUAACGGCUGUAGAGGACCGACGAGCCUCCCAGAGUCGGUGGGAGACACAGUGGAGCCGCCGAGAGGGCGCCAGGAGAGUGUAGCGCCUCUUCCCACCCGCCCACAAGCACUCAGGAAGCGGUGUACCCACCCUCUACCCGGUUCGUUCCGCAAUCGCCGCUCCCCACCUUCCACCGCCGCCGCCUUGAGAGAAGCCGGCGCGACGGGGGUCACGGCGGAGGUCAGAGGGUAAAGGUCUUGCUCCCAGCAGCCUCCGCGGUGGAUACGUCGCCAUCUUGGAUCCGCGGGACAAGAAAAUUCAUGCGAGGGAGAACUGGUGGGCGGUCCUUCCUGUGACACGACCCUUGAGUGACAGUUCUGUUUGAUUGCCUCCAGUACUGUGAGGAAAGGACACGACUCUAUGGUGAGGACUGAUGGACAUACAUUAUCUGAGAAAAGAAACUACCAGGUGACAAACAGCAUGUUUGGUGCUUCAAGAAAGAAGUUUGUAGAGGGGGUCGACAGUGACUACCAUGACGAAAACAUGUACUACAGCCAGUCUUCUAUGUUCCCACACCGGUCAGAAAAAGAUAUGCUGGCAUCACCAUCUACAUCAGGUCAGCUGUCUCAAUUUGGGGCAAGUUUAUACGGGCAACAAAGUGCACUAGGCCUUCCAAUGAGGGGAAUGAGCAACAAUACCCCUCAGUUAAAUCGCAGCUUAUCACAAGGCACUCAGUUACCGAGCCACGUCACGCCAACAACAGGGGUACCAACAAUGUCACUUCACACGCCUCCAUCUCCAAGCAGGGGUAUUUUGCCUAUGAAUCCUAGGAAUAUGAUGAACCACUCCCAGGUUGGUCAGGGCAUUGGAAUUCCUAGCAGGACAAAUAGCAUGAGCAGUUCAGGGUUAGGUAGCCCCAACAGAAGCUCGCCAAGCAUAAUAUGUAUGCCAAAGCAGCAGCCUUCUCGACAGCCUUUUACUGUGAACAGUAUGUCUGGAUUUGGAAUGAACAGGAAUCAGGCAUUUGGAAUGAAUAACUCCUUAUCAAGUAACAUUUUUAAUGGAACAGAUGGAAGUGAAAAUGUGACAGGAUUGGACCUUUCAGAUUUUCCAGCAUUAGCAGACCGAAACCGAAGAGAAGGAAGUGGUAACCCAACUCCAUUAAUAAACCCCUUGGCUGGAAGAGCUCCUUACGUUGGAAUGGUAACAAAACCAGCAAAUGAGCAAUCCCAGGACUUCUCAAUACACAAUGAAGAUUUUCCAGCAUUACCUGGUUCCAGCUAUAAAGAUCCAACAUCAAGUAAUGAUGACAGUAAAUCUAAUUUGAAUACAUCUGGUAAGACAGCUUCAAGUACAGAUGGACCCAAAUUCCCUGGAGAUAAAAGUUCAACAACACAAAAUAAUAAUCAGCAGAAAAAAGGGAUCCAGGUGUUACCUGAUGGUCGGGUUACUAACAUUCCUCAAGGGAUGGUGACGGACCAAUUUGGAAUGAUUGGCCUGUUAACAUUUAUCAGGGCAGCAGAGACAGACCCAGGAAUGGUACAUCUUGCUUUAGGAAGUGACUUAACAACAUUAGGCCUCAAUCUGAACUCUCCUGAAAAUCUCUACCCCAAAUUUGCAUCACCCUGGGCAUCUUCACCAUGUCGACCUCAAGAUAUAGACUUCCAUGUUCCAUCUGAGUACUUAACGAACAUUCACAUUAGGGAUAAG